Molecule: messenger RNA, 1895 nt
Organism: Pezoporus occidentalis (night parrot)
Lineage: Eukaryota; Metazoa; Chordata; Aves; Psittaciformes; Psittacidae
Gene: LCMT1
Product: leucine carboxyl methyltransferase 1
Exons: 11
Coding region: 7-996 (329 amino acids)
Biological process (GO): C-terminal protein methylation
Cellular component (GO): cytosol
Molecular function (GO): protein C-terminal leucine carboxyl O-methyltransferase activity
Source: RefSeq, a predicted model, not a curated record
CGCUCCAUGGCGGCCACUGCCUGUGACGGUCUGGCCUCCACCGGCAUCGACGAGGCGGACGAGGCGGUCCGGGGGACGUGCGAGGAUGCGUCCGUCUGCAAACGGUUUGCUGUAAGUGUUGGCUACUGGAAGGACCCUUACAUCCAGUAUUUUGUGAGACAAGCCAAAGAAAGAAAAGCACCUGAAAUCAAUAGAGGCUAUUACGCCCGUGUCCAUGGAGUCAGUUACCUGAUUAAAGCUUUCCUGAAGAAGACAGAAUGCAACUGUCAGAUUGUAAAUCUGGGGGCUGGCAUGGACACCUUGUUCUGGAGAUUGAAGGAUGAAAAUCUUCUCCCUAGAAAAUAUUUUGAAGUGGAUUUUCCAAUGAUAGUUGCAAGAAAAAUACAUCACAUCAAAUCAAAACCUCCCCUGUCAAAACCAAUUAUGGAAUCCCAUUCAGGGGACUCUCUUCUAAUAGACUCUCACAGCCUGGACUCCAGUCGAUAUUCCAUACAAGGAGCAGACCUCCGUUUCUCAUCAGAGCUGGAGGAAAAGCUAAAGAAGCAUAACCUGGAUGUACAUUUGCCAACGCUGCUGGUAGCAGAGUGUGUGCUGGUUUACAUGACCCCACAGCAGUCUGCGAGCCUCCUGAAGUGGGCAGCCAGCACCUUCCCAGUGGCGAUGUUCAUCAACUAUGAGCAGGUGAACAUGACAGACCGGUUUGGACAGAUCAUGAUUGAGAACCUGCAGAGACGACAGUGUAACCUGGCUGGGGUGGAGGUCUGCAAGUCCUUAGACUCUCAGAGGGAACGAUUGCUGCUAAAUGGCUGGGAAACUGCACAUGCCAUUGAUAUGAUGAAAGUGUACAGCUUUUUGCCACAGGCCGAUGUCAAAAGGAUAGAAGGACUUGAAUUCCUAGAUGAAAAGGAGCUGUUUGAACAACUAAUGCAGCACUACUGCAUCUGCUGGGCUUCAAAGGACAGCAGCAAUCUGGGUCUUGCAAACAUCGCGUUCUGAUGGGCUUGCUGAAGGGAAGCUGAGCCCAGAAGCCACAGUGACUGCCUUCUGCCUUCUGCUGGAGACAAGAUCACAGAAAUGAUGGGACUUUGCAUGUGCCAGCUUCCAUCUGGCCUCUGUGCAAGCAGUGCCAGUGCAGGAGGUGAUGGGUGCUGCAGGUGUCACUGCCCUGUUGGCUUUUGGGAGUUCUAAUGGACUGUUGGCACCCAUUGGGAGCAAUUGUUACCAGGCAAGACUUUCCCCCCUUUCCCAGAUACACAAUGAUGGACUUCCAUAAGAUGUCAGUAACUCCUGUUUAAAAGUUUGCCUUCCUUAGUUUAAAACUGGAAGUGAAGUGUUCUGGAUGAUACCAUUUUCCUCUUUUUGUCUUCUUGUGGAUGUGUAAAAUGUAUUUGUGACAGGAAGCUGGAAAGCGCACGCUGGUGAGCUGCGUUAUUGGGUAUCUCUGCACUGUGCAUGGCUGAUCAUGAAAGUUAAAUCCUGUUCAUUCUCAUUAUGUGGAGGUUUCAUUUUUAUGCAGUGCCACCGUGUCAGCUUUCUCCAGGCUUUAGUGGUGCUGCAGGGCUCUCACUGUACUGGGUGUGUUCCUGUAGUUCGGAAAGAAGAAGGGGAGGUGUGGGUCUUGGUCAGUGAUGUACAAGAAGCUGGGUGAUGUGAAAGUAGGCUUUAUUUAACUGGGAAGGGCUUAGCUUGGCAGUUCACACUGGGCUGGUGAAGGUAAGAAAGAGAUGACUCUAAAUUUGCACUGCUUCUGGUAGUAUCUUUACACCAGUUUCUCAUUCUUCUUUUCCCUUAAACAAAACAAAAUCCCAACAGCAGUGAAAGACCUUUCCCUAUUGUUUGAGAUGGAAUCUUGCAACCUUCCUAUGAGAAAAACAAUAAAUGUUUAGUAUUUAUAA